AUGCUUCUCGCCGAGGAUCCAGCUACGCUCAUCCACCACACCAUCGACAACUUCAACAUCCAGCCCGACAAGCUCGCCGUCGGGCGCAUCGGCGAAUCGCUCUCGACGCUGCAGCAGGCGCGCGAGCUGCACGUCCGCGACUCCGACUCUACGCUCAAGAAGCUCUCGCGGCAGCUCAACACCAUCAACGCGCAGCACGGCGAGCUCGUUUCGUCGCACUCCUUUUCCGAUCACGCAUCGACCAUUUCGCGCCUCGACACGCACAAGUUCCGCGUCGCAAAGGCGGCGUCCGACGCCGAGAUGGAGGCCGAGCGGUUGGCGCAGCAGGCGGCCGAUUUGGCGGCGCGGCUGCAGGAGCUGGAGCUGCAGGGCGUGGAGGGGUCCGAGGAGAGCCGGAGGCGAGAUCCUGUGGACGACGAGGUGCUGCUACGACUUAAAGUGUAUCGCAGCUUGGGGAUUGAGAUUGAGAGGGAUGAAAAGGAUGGCGAGUGGGCGCGGGCGGUGAUUCGGAAUGAUAGGAAGGGGGAUGUGCAUGUGGUGAAUAUGGACAAGAAGUUUUCGCGGUACUUUUACGCGAAUUACUUUUGGCAGGCAAUCUGAUGAAUGGAUGGGAUAUGAGUUUUUGGGGGGUUUUAUUGGCUGCUUGCUUUUGGUUGGAAUUUUUGGGUUUGGGAAGAUACCACUACGAGGGAGUUGGAAAUUGGUUUGUGUUUUUGAGCAUGCGGCGUUUGAGGGCAGUUGGAGGCAUUUGUUGGAAACGAUGGCUACGCUUGGGACUUGAAAAUAAUCAAGUGUAUAUCAAAUGGAGUAUACCAAUGUCCAUCUUGAUUGAGCAAAUUGCUAUAAGGGAGAGAAGUAAAAGAGGCAAAAAUCACAGUAUAAAUGUACAAAUUUGCAAACUGCAGGCUCAUGAUCCUUUUGCUUAUAAAACGCCAAGUCCAGUAUCCCCCUCCGUGUCGUUGCGCCAUGGUACUCGAUCCGAGUACAAAAUCAUCAUCAAUCCAAACUGUUCCAUCAAGGACACAAAAAAAGGAAAGAAGAGCUAGAUGGCAUGAAAGCCAUCCACAAUCUGGCAAGUUUUCAGGUCCUCAACCAUUCCACGACUCAUAUUCAUCAUUAUCAUCACCAAGAUGGAUAACUCGCACGCCUGUUUUCUCCUCACAGCACCGAAAACAACGUCAAGAAAGGUUUCUCUUGACUGCUUUCGAGUAUGUCAUCAAAGGGAAAUACCCAUCGCUGUGGUUGUUUGCGCCCGACCCAAGACGCGGCGCUGCCGACGGUGCCCGCACCCUGGAGCUGUUUGGAGACGGCGUCGUCAGGAGCAUCUUGUCGGGGCUCCGGGUGCGGCCCUUCAUCAUGAGGAAGCCGCUCCCGCUCUCGGCCGCCGUGCUGGUCGGGCCGCCGGACGCGGUGCGCCGGUGAUGCCGGUCGUGCGAGCGGUCGUGCAGCAGCUCGGAGCGCGAGUUGAUGGUGGUCCAGGCAGCGUCGUUGUCGUCGUCGUCGCCGAGGCGCCAG
Molecule: messenger RNA, 1515 nt
Organism: Trichoderma atroviride IMI 206040
Lineage: Eukaryota; Fungi; Ascomycota; Sordariomycetes; Hypocreales; Hypocreaceae
Biological process (GO): chromosome segregation
Cellular component (GO): Ndc80 complex
Molecular function (GO): microtubule binding
Source: RefSeq, a predicted model, not a curated record